Molecule: messenger RNA, 545 nt
Organism: Gamsiella multidivaricata
Lineage: Eukaryota; Fungi; Mortierellomycota; Mortierellomycetes; Mortierellales; Mortierellaceae
Exons: 2
Coding region: 13-303 (96 amino acids)
Source: RefSeq, a predicted model, not a curated record
CUUUCUUGCGUGAUGCCUGUGGUGAGUAGGACGAGCCUGCAUCUUCGACGAGCAAGCGUCUCGGUCUCUCGAGGAAUAUUUGCCGCACCGAGUUCGCUGCUCGUGGACUGCAACGGUAUCGAGGGGAUCUACAUCCUUUUGUAUAACCGGAGACAACGCGCGCUCCUUAUCCACCUGCUCGACUGGGACUUGUGGGCCAGCACCAAGCCCAGUCGAGUCGACUCCGGCACCUCUGCCCCCGAGUAUGUCUUCGAGUCUGUCAAGGCGAACACGUUCACGCCGCGUAAUUGCCCUGUAGAAUAACGGAGGUAGAAAUGCCCAGAACGCCCUUUGCGAAGCGUCAUUGACGACAGCACAGGCGAUCAAGGAAAUAGACAGGGCCCAGAAAGUCCACAGGAAUGCUCGUCAGCCCAUGCAGCUGUUCGAGCCCAUCCAUCUGAUCGAAACAACGGGCUCCGGCAUUGGCAACAGGAUAUAGGGUCAUACACGAAGGGAGGCGAUAGCAAGGUGCAGGAAAAUCAUCAGUGAUACGGGUCUGCCGCCAU